This is a messenger RNA of Suncus etruscus (white-toothed pygmy shrew), 4030 nucleotides long. RefSeq names its product ABC-type organic anion transporter ABCA8-like. Gene Ontology annotation, molecular function: ATP binding; ABC-type transporter activity; lipid carrier activity. Gene Ontology annotation, cellular component: intracellular membrane-bounded organelle; membrane. The record is from RefSeq and is a predicted model, not a curated record. The transcript is spliced from 29 exons. Gene Ontology annotation, biological process: transmembrane transport; lipid transport. NCBI's taxonomy places the organism in Eukaryota, Metazoa, Chordata, Mammalia, Eulipotyphla, Soricidae.
AUGAAAUAGAUUCAGAUCUUUUCUCUAGUGACUCUUUUGAACCCAUGUCUCCAGAAUUCCAAGGGAAGGAAGCCAUCAGAUCUCAAAUUUGACAUAUAUGAAGGGCAAAUCACUGCAAUACUUGGCCAUAAUGGAGCCGGGAAAUCAACACUGCUGAACAUUCUUAGCGGGUUAUCUGUUCCCACCAAAGGUUCUGUCACCAUCUAUAAUAACAAGCUUUCUGGAGAGAAUGACCUAGAAGCUGUCAGAAUGCUCAUUGGUGUUUGUCCACAGUCCAAUGUGCAAUAUGACUUCCUCACAGUGAGGGAAAAUCUCAGACUGUUUGCAAAAAUCAAAGGAAUUCCAUCCCGAGAUGUAGAGCAAGAGAUACAACAAGUUUUGCUGGAAUUGGAAAUGAAAAACAUUCAGAACAUGCUUGUUCAAAAUUUAAGUGGUGGACAGAAAAGAAAACUAACCAUUGGAAUUUCCAUUUUAGGAGAUCCUCAGGUCUUUCUUCUGGAUGAACCAACUGCUGGGUUGGAUCCCUUUUCAAGGCAUCAAGUUUGGGACUUCUUAAAGGAGCGGAAAACAGACCAUGUGGUGGUCUUAAGUACCCAGUUUAUGGAUGAAGCUGAUAUCCUGGCAGACAGAAAAGUGUUUCUCUCUAAAGGAAAGCUCAAGUGUGCAGGCUCUUCUCUGUUUCUAAAGAAGAAAUGGGGCAUUGGAUAUCACUUAAGUUUGCAGCUGAGUGAAAUGUGUUCUCCAGCAAAAAUAACAUCACUUAUUAAACAACACAUUCCUGAUGCCAAACUAUCAUCAGAAAGGGAAGGAAAACUUGUCUAUACAUUGCCUUUAGAAAAAACAAAUAGAUUUCCAGAACUUUACGAGGAUCUUGAUAGAAGUCCUGACCUAGGAAUUGAGAACUAUGGUGUUUCCAUGACAACCUUGAAUGAGGUAUUCCUGAAAAUGGAAGGAAAAUCAGCUAUUGAAGAAUCAGAGAUGGCCGUUUUGGGAGAAGUCCAAUCAGAACAAGCUAUUGACACAGAAAGGCUUAUAGAAAUGGAACACGUUUUCUCUUCCCUGAAUGAUGUUCGACAGACAAAAAGUGGCAUGGCUCUCUGGCGGCAGCAAGUCUGUGCAAUUGCCAGGGUUCGCUUCCAAAAGUUAAAGCAUGAUAGUAAAGCCCUUGUGUCACUGCUGAUGAUUCUGGCAAUUGCCUUUUUCCCCCUUCUUUUGGAAUAUAUUCUGACGAAAAUUUAUCAAACGAGUUAUACUUGGGAACUUUCACCUCAUCUCUACUUCCUGGCACCUGGACAGAAACCACGUGAUCCUCUCACGCCAUUACUGAUCAUCAAUAAAACAGGGGCCAACAUUAAUGACUUUAUAUACUCCAUGGAGCCACAAAACAUAACAUUGGAUGUGGAUGCACUUGGAACACGAACUGGCCUAGAUGACGUAUCUUAUAAUGGAGCCAUCGUAGUAUCUGGUGAUAAAAAGAAUUACAGCUUCUCAUUAGUAUGCAAUGCCAAAAGAUUAAACUGCUUCCCAGUGCUUAUGGACAUUGUCAGUAAUGGACUACUUCAAAUGGCAAAUUCAUCAGGACAUAUCCAAACAGACAGAAGCACUUUUUAUUUGGCUGAUCAAGGUUCUAUGCUUCGAAUCCUGGGACAGACAUUGUUCUGGUUGCUUUUGGCAUCCAGCUGCGCUCCUUAUAUUGCCAUGAGUAGCAUUGACGAUUACAAGAACAAAAUUCAUUCCCAGUUAAGGAUCUCGGGGCUCUUUCCUUCUGCUUACUGGUUUGGGCAGGCACUGGUGGACAUUCCCAUAUAUUGCUCCAUGUUCCUUAUUAUGUUUGCAGUGGACCUCGCUUUAAACCAGCAAGACAACAUAUUUACAUAUGUCAAUCAUGUUAUACAAAUCCCAUGUGCCAUUGGCUACUCAGCAUCUAUGAUCUUCCUCACAUAUGGAAUUGCCUUUAUUUUUCGCAAGGGGAGGAAAAAUAAUGACCUUUGGUCAUUUUGUUUCUAUAUUAUCACCCUUCUCUCUGUGGCUGGAAUUCUGACAGAUCUCAGUGACCUUGCUAUAGGAUAUAGCUUCACAAUUUUAGUACCACUGGUCACCAUGAUUGGCUGUGUGUUCCUUUCCUAUUAUGGUUUCAUCUUCAAUAACAACAGUAUAGAGUCCUUCCUGGUAUUACUAAUUCCUCUCCUUCAUUAUGUCAUCUUUGUGUUUAUCCUUCGAUGUCUGGAAUGGAAAUGUGGAAAGAAACCAAUGAGAAAGGAUCCUCUCUUUAGAAUAUAUCCAGGACGUGGUGAUGGCUGUCAAAAUCCAGAUAAGCCAGAGAGAGAGGAUGAAGAUGUGCAGAUGGAAAGAGAGAGAACAGCAAAUGCCUUAAGUUCCACAGACUUUGAGGAGAAACCAGCCAUUAUUGCCAGUUGUCUACGAAAGGAAUAUGCCAAAAAGAAAAAGCUCUGUUGUUCCAAAAGCAAGAAAAAACUGGCCACAAGAAAUGUCUCCUUCUGUGUCCGAAAAGGGGAGGUUUUAGGAUUGUUAGGACACAAUGGAGCUGGUAAAAGUACAACCAUUAAGGUGAUAACUGGAGAUACCAAACCAACUGCUGGACAGGUGGUUUUGAAGGGGCGAAGAGGGGAGACCCCCCUAGAGUUCCUGGGGUACUGCCCUCAGGAGAACGUGCUAUGGCCCAAUCUGACAGUGAAGGAGCACCUGGAGGUGUUUGCUGCAGUGAAGGGGCUGAGCAAAGGGGAUGCAGCCAUCAUCAUCCCCCGAUUGGUGGAUGCACUCAAGUUGCAGCAGGAGCAUCUAAAGCUUCCUGUGAAGUCCCUGUCUGAGGGAAUCAAGAGAAAGCUGUGCUUCGCGCUGAGCAUCCUGGGAAACCCAUCCGUGGUGCUUCUGGAUGAACCAUCCACAGGCAUGGACCCUGAAGGGCAGCUGCAAAUAUGGGAGGCCAUCCGGGCCACCAUCAGAAAUACCAAGAGGGGCGCCCUCCUGACCACUCACUACAUGGCGGAAGCUGAGGCAGUGUGUGACCGCGUGGCCAUCAUGGUGUCAGGAAGGCUAAGAUGCAUCGGCUCCAUCCAGCAUCUGAAAAGCAAAUUUGGUAAGGAUUAUCUGCUGGAGAUGAAGGUGAGGACCCCUGAGCAAGGCAAGAGCCUCCAUCCAGAAAUUCUGAGACUUUUUCCCCAUGCUGCUCGGCAGGAAAGAUACUCAUCUCUGGUGGUCUACAAGUUGCCAGUGGAAGAUGUAAAGCCUUUGUCCCAAGCUUUCUUCAAAUUAGAAACAGUGAAGCAGAGCUUCAACGUGGAAGAGUACAGCCUUUCCCAGUCCACUCUGGAGCAGGUGUUUCUGGAGCUGUCUAAGGAGCAGGAGCUGGAUGAUUUUGAUGAGGAACAUCAACUCUCAGUGAGAUGGAAGCUGCUCCCAAAGGAAGAGCUUUGAACCUCUACGACCCUAUGUUCAUGGAAGCCUUUUUGUUAUUUUUUAAUAGUAUAUGUGGUGGAGAGGGGCUCAAGGGCAGGGCAAAAAUGGAGACUAGGUGCACAGAGGUGUUGGGAGGAGUUCACCACCCCUCAUGUCCUCCCUGAUUCCACGGGUCAUCCCUGAGUGCAUUUUCUCUGUAUGAAUGCAAACGAACACAUUACUUUUCUACAAGAGUUUAAGGUGCUGAGCGAGCUAAACAAAAACAAUUUUUAACUGAAACUACUUUUCCAACCUAGACCCCCAAAAUUCAUGUUUUACUUUUUUGUAAGUGCAUUAACUUUGCAAAGUUAACCACUUAUAUAUUUCAAUGUGUUGUAUACUUCCUUGCAGUAUUUGUAAUAUCUGACAGGACCAUAUCCACCAAUAACAUUAUCAUGAAUAUAGUCUUUAAAGUAAAAAUAUGCCAUAUUGAAUGUAUCCUCUUUUUUUAAUGUUUCAUAAACCAAGAGAAUCUCAUUUUUAUUGUAUUUUAUGGCUUUCAGAAUGCCUAUAUUGUAAUUGAAAAUUAAUGGAUAUAUGCCAUUUAAUCUCAGAAAGUUGACAAUUCUAUUAA